AUGUUCACUUCGGACGUCGCCCUCAAACCGUCUGCCGGAGAAAUGUACAAUAGACAUGAAAAGGAAGUGAGUUAUCGCGCAAAUGGUUUUUUUAAUCUGUAAAAACGUAUAAUUCAGGUGGAACUGAUGCGUGAUUUGUUCAAAAAUCCAAAAGCAAUGCAUUCAAUGCCUCCGAACCAACCGGUCCGCGUGAUUCCAAUUUUGACUAUCGACCACAUUCGGAGUAUUGAAGAAUCCCAAGGACUAAUCAGUGUCGCUGCCACGUUUACUUUUGUGAGCUUCAGCAGAAUUAUGUGCAGUUUAUUUUCGUUCUGCAGACCUGGAUGGAUGAUCGACUGCAGUGGGAACCAGAAAAGUAUGGAGGCAUCAGAGCAUUGUCGUUACUCGAUGUCGAAGAUUCAGUUGGUGACAUUUGGACGCCCAUCAUCCACAUGACUGAUUUGUAAGAACUAACCGAUCAGAAAAGAGAAAUAUGUUUAAUUUUGAGACCGGAAGGCCGAAAGCAAUCUGAUUUGUUUAUGAGUCGUGAUUUUAACGGGAUCAUUACUUAUACAGGAACUGUGAAAGCUGCCAUGAAAACAAUUGUCACCACACCGUGUUAUUUUGGGUUUGGCGAGUAUCCAAAUGAUUAUCAGAACUGUUCUUUUACACUGCUCGCACCAUACUUUGGAAAUGAGUAGGCAUCUUUUACAGAAAACUAUUUCUUUGUUUUUGUUUCCAGAUUUCAGUUUGCCAACUGGGGAGGCGCAGAGUUGACCCGUUUCUUGACUAGUGAAGAGAAAGUUGCUGAUGUUGGAGACUUCCGACUGAUUGAUCUGGACUCGCAAGGAUACUUCAUGUUCCUGGGCAUCAAAGUGGUCGAGGAUAUUACCAAAUAUAAUAUCCAUCACUGCCGAUCCUACUUCCGAUACAAUCUGAUGCUGAAAAGAGAGAACAAGUUGGUGUUCGCUCAACUUUCGGUUCCGAUGAUUGUUGCUUGUGUGUAUGUUUCGAACGAGUGGGAACCGAAUGAUAUUUCUGUUUCAGAAUUGUGGCUAUGUCAGCAAUCAUUCCGAACAAGUACGGUCUAAUCAUUCUUAUGUUUUCUGUGCUUUACCAAACGUUCAACGCUCUGACGAUGUCUGAAAUCAUGCCUGACGACUAUAACGGAAUGCCAAUGAUCAGUAGGGUCCUGCUGACUUUUCAAACCCACAAUAUCAGAUUUCAGGUGUUCUGGCCGUAGUCCUGAUGUUUGAAACACUACUGCUCAUCGGUUGGAGAGUCUACUCCCUCCACAUCCGAACCAUCAAGGGACUGGGCCGUCUAACCGACCCGCUCCGAUACACAGAGUUCAGACAAUCGGUUACUCUAGACGCCGUCAUUGCUGCCGACGGAGCGCUGAGCAUCAUUCUCUUCCUCCAGUGCAUCGGACACAUUUACAUUAUUUUGAAGAACUAA
Molecule: messenger RNA, 1437 nt
Organism: Caenorhabditis sp. 36 PRJEB53466
Lineage: Eukaryota; Metazoa; Nematoda; Chromadorea; Rhabditida; Rhabditidae
Source: the annotation of a GenBank genome assembly